Paraphaeosphaeria sporulosa is the source of this 519-nucleotide messenger RNA. RefSeq lists its product as uncharacterized. The record is from RefSeq and is a predicted model, not a curated record. The transcript is spliced from 4 exons. The coding region runs from base 1 to 519 and encodes 172 amino acids. NCBI's taxonomy places the organism in Eukaryota, Fungi, Ascomycota, Dothideomycetes, Pleosporales, Didymosphaeriaceae.
AUGGCGGACAUGAAGGAGGACCAGACUCACAACGCCGAGCAUGCAGACAACGCGCCAAACGUAGAAGACGCGCGUGCCCCCAACAUCCCCAAGGACCCAACUGAAGACGCGCGCCCGCCCUCGGCCCAACAGGCUCAGCAAGUCCCAGAAGCGGAAGAUCUAGAGCCUGGCGAGGAUGAGGAGUAUGACAGCGAGGACGAUGCGGAUCCUGCCGACGAGAUGGCACAUUUCAACUGGGAAGGGCUUCAUGAGCGCUACCACGAUACCAUCAACACCGCGUCCGCGCAGGAGCAAGAGUUGCUACGGGAGUUCUCUGAGCUCGUGAAUUACUUCAAUAUUUGGGCCAAUGCUGGUGCCAAUCAAGAGUCUGAUCGCACCUUCCACCGACUGCGUACUCGCAUGACCUACGUGCAGAACUCUGAGCAGAAAUUGGAGAACACGAGGCAGCACUACAUUGGUGUUGUACAAGCGUUCGAGAGUGCGCUUAAUCUUCUUCGAAACUCUGGCUUUGGCGGCUGA